This is a messenger RNA of Canariomyces notabilis, 2044 nucleotides long. Its product is annotated as carbohydrate-binding module family 35 protein. Lineage: Eukaryota; Fungi; Ascomycota; Sordariomycetes; Sordariales; Chaetomiaceae. The transcript is spliced from 3 exons. The record is from RefSeq and is a predicted model, not a curated record. Gene Ontology annotation, biological process: carbohydrate metabolic process. Gene Ontology annotation, molecular function: hydrolase activity, hydrolyzing O-glycosyl compounds. Bases 400 to 1887 code for a protein of 495 amino acids.
CCAAAGAAAGGUGCGAGGGUUUUGGGAUGUUUGGGAGAAUGGAAUACCUCAACGGCUCAACCAACAUCAGGUUAAUGUUAUUCGCGACUGCCGCCUAGGCGCCUCCUCAUACGGAAUCAGCGAUGUCACUGCACUUUUUAAUUUCCACGAAUUGGACAUGGUCUUGACUCUUAACCCACCCGCCCGAUAACCAAGGUCGCCAUGCUUAAAUACCCGCACAUAGGGUAGAGAGGUGCGAAUGAUGGCUCAACCAUCCGACCAUCGAGGACUUGUGUCUUCUUGUCCCCAAUUCACAUCGGCUUUUGGGUGUCACCAGCUCACUCAUUUACGAUCUGCGCUGCUCAGUUCGUUGCCAACUGACUGAACACCAACUGGGCUCAGUGCUUCUAUCUUGACAUGAUGCAAUUGACGGCAACCGUUAGGAGUAAAAUCCUGACCACUCUACUCUUUGCCGGUCUCUCGGUCGCCAAGUAUAUCGUCCCCGGCGGCAGGUGGCACGACACAGACGGCAACCUGGUCAAUGCCCAUGCAGGAUGUGUGACGGUCGACAAGGAGACGGGCAAGUUCUGGUUGUUUGGCGAGUACAAGGUUGAAGGUCAGACUGAAGGUGGAGGUGUUUCAGUCUACAGCUCGGAUGACCUCGCAACAUGGGAGAGCCACGGCCUUGCUCUGGCCCCUGUUGAGGGCCACCCCUAUAUCUCGCCCUCCCAUAUCAUCCAGCGGCCCAAGGUGGUUUACAGUAAUGUCAGCAACGAGUACCACAUGUGGUGGCACGCGGACAAUUCCACCUACGGCCUGCUGCUCCAAGGGUUUGCCCGGUCUCAGAAUAUCUCCGGUCCCUACACCUUCGUGAGCGCCACCGCCCCCCUGGGUAACUGGUCACAAGACUUUGGCAUCUUCACCGACUACAAAGACGGAAGAUCGUAUGCGCUUUAUUCCAACGGCGACCGCAAGGAGGGUCGAGACGUCUACCUUACUUCCUUCAACGAGGACACGACGGAACUCGACAAAGUGAUCCACCGCUUCGACAAGUAUGACCUCGAAGCCCCCACCAUCGUCCAGACCGACAAGAGCUACUACGCCCUCAUGAGCCACAAGACGGGCUAUCGACCAAACAACGUGGUGGCCUUCCGAGCCGACUCCCUCGCCGGGCCGUGGUCGCAGCCCUUCAUGGUGGCCCCUCUCAACACGCGGACAUUCAAUUCCCAAUCGGGCUUCACCCUGACCAUCAAAGGCAAAAAGAAGACAACGUACCUGUAUCUCGGAGAUCAGUGGGAUUCCAACUCGCUCUGGGAGAGCCGUUACAUCUGGCUGCCGAUGGAGAUUGACGACCACAAAAAGACGCUCAAGCUGGUGUGGAACGACGUGUACGAUCUGGACGUGAGGACCGGCCAAUGGUCGCCCGUCAAGGGCACGACGUACUUCGCCGCAGAUGCCAGGACGUCGGGCGGCGCGUUCAAGCAAGAGGCAAACUUUGCGAGCAAGGGUGUCAUUGCCACGGGCAUUUACGGCAACGACAGCACAGUCACCUUCGAGGGCAUAGAGGGCACCGGGAAGCCACAGUGGGUAUCAUUCUACUACCAGAACACGGACGACAUGGGCUUUGGCGAUCAGCCGGGCGGCACGCCUGACCGGAUUGGCGGUUCGUGGCAGCUGCGGCGGAUUGCGAGCGUCGUGGUCAACGGCAAGACGGACAAGGUCGAGACGCUGUUCCAGCGGGACACGCACAAGGGUAUUAUACUCUCAACGCCGCUGCUUUUGACGCUGGAGAAGGGCAAGAAGAAUACGAUCACCGUCGGUGGGCUGUGGAACGGAUUUGACUAUAAAGGGGCUGAUCUGGACAAGAUCGUCGUGUAUCCGCCUGAGGAGGACAAAGGAAAGCGUUAAGGAGAAAGUGAAAAGGCUUAUAGGUGUAGCAUGAAUACCAGACAUCCAUACAUAACCGAAAGUUUCUGAGAGAUUGACCAGACUUAACCAGAGCUCAGGGUCCUUUCCGCAGCAUGAUAAAUAAGUAUUGCUAUGCAGGUGUGGUGCUUGGUUGGGG